AUGCUCUCCCUUGCUCUUUUUCCGGAGUUUUUAUGGUCGCACCGCUUCAUUUGGUUUCUCGAAUCUAUAUCCGAUGAAACACGACUGCGGAAUCUCCAAAAGGAAAAGAAAACCCAAUACGAAAUGCAAGCCCGCGGCGGGUGGUCGAGCAAUCGCCAUCCUAACCCUCGCCAGGUCACGUCCAAAUCGUGGGCCACCGCGCCGCCGGCCCGCGACGCACCCCCGGAGUGGUUGCGGCGGUCCUAUACGCGAACCAUUUCGAAACAUCUGCGCACCGUGGAGCAGCUGCGGCUGUCCUUCGAAGAUGCACGUCGUCAGUGGAGGGAGCUGUGCUUCAGGUAUAAGGGCAGUAGCGUAACGCAUGCGAAGACAGAUGCGUCGUGCGGUUUAUCUUUGUUAUCGUCUGGUAUUCGCAGCUCGGUGGAUCGGCUAGUGAGUCAACUGAAGGCUGUUAAGCAAGAACUGCUGGCACAUCUGACGCAUGGACUGGAAGCUCUUUGUCUGCCCAGCGAUGCCGCGGCUGCCGCAUCUCCCUCCACGUCACCACAGCCAGACGAUUUUGUUUUGAAAGAAAAGUGGUUACAGAAUCUUCUGAGUGUGUAUAGUAAAGGUGCGGCGGCAGCAGCAGUUGCGGAUCGUCAAACGGAUGCGCUCAAUCGAGACGCACACGCCGUGAGACGAGAGUACUUGCUGACAGUGUGGCUUGCGCGGCGUGUUUGGGUGUGGUCGAUAUGCCUAGCUUGCGCAACAAUGGAUCUGGAGCUGCUCUCCGGUAGCGUCAGCCUGUCCACACAACUCUACUUUGGCUGCCCGUUCAUCUCACCGAACGAUAUCACAGAAAACCUAAACGAGCUGUCUUGCUGCGCGUUUGAUGGCUGCUACAACAAGGGCGGAGAGAUCACGGAGCAGGAUCUGUAUGCAACGGCCGCAGCACAUGUGCAAGCAGAGAGUUCCGCCUCUUCGAUAACCGCCGCCGAUGGCGAAGCGUGGGAGCUCCGCACUUUUCUUGGCUUUGACUGCCCGACUAUUUCAGCAAACUUAACCAACGAGCUAAGGGCGGACCCUGGCUCUCAUGUGGACCCUCAAGCGGUCCCGGCAGCGGAGGCAGCGCGUGUGCGAGCCGCUGCUUCCACCACUAACCGUCACGCUCCGGUGAUGCGCGAUGCGUUCUGGGUACACGCCAUCGCCUUGUGCUACAGCAUCGUGGCACGAGAUGACACAAAUGCGGCGCGGCUGCUGUCCGCUUUUGAGAACUUCUAUCGAUGUUUGCGCACACAGGUCGCAGACGAUGCCCCUGAUGCGAGCGUUGAAGAGGAUCUUUCAGGGGCCAGUCGUCCUCACCAAAAGCUUUAUGCCAUUGCCUUUCUUUUGCGCGUUGCUACACUGCUGCUCGACGAAGACUACGUCGCACUCCAGCGAGUUUGGCGUAGGGAGGGUUUCUGUGACAAGGGUCAAGGGCAACGAAAGGCCCCAGAUGCAACCACAGAAGCAGUCGCGGAUGAAAAGGAAGACUCCCUUCCUUCCUCCUCUCCCGCUGCUCCCUUAAGCCGCGUGUUUCCCGAAGCUCGUGUGCUGCUGUGGCUUAUCAGCCUCCUGGGCGAACAUGUGGUGCGGCGCCGAUGGACGGAGCAGCAACUCGGGCAGGCGUUUCGUCCGAUGGAGCCGGUGCCGCACCCUGCGGCCAGUCGAAGAGAAGACCACGACGACGACCCGAGUCGGCUGGUGUACGCACUUUUAGAGACGGAACAACUCGCAGCUAACUCCAACGACGGAACUGGUAAAGCGGACUCUCACGAUGACGCAACGUGGUGCACCAACGCGGUACGUCUUUGCGAUACCCUGCGGAUUGCAGCUCUCCGGGACAUGGGUGGUGACUGGCCGUUGCCAGGAGCGCUUCUGCGUGCUGCUUUUGGUGGCAUGUAG
Molecule: messenger RNA, 1923 nt
Organism: Leptomonas pyrrhocoris
Lineage: Eukaryota; Euglenozoa; Kinetoplastea; Trypanosomatida; Trypanosomatidae
Exons: 1
Coding region: 1-1923 (640 amino acids)
Source: RefSeq, a predicted model, not a curated record